Messenger RNA from Penicillium daleae, 1416 nucleotides. RefSeq names its product Zn(II)2Cys6 transcription factor domain-containing protein. The transcript has 2 exons. Bases 1 to 1416 code for a protein of 471 amino acids. Lineage: Eukaryota; Fungi; Ascomycota; Eurotiomycetes; Eurotiales; Aspergillaceae. Gene Ontology annotation, molecular function: zinc ion binding; DNA-binding transcription factor activity, RNA polymerase II-specific. The record is from RefSeq and is a predicted model, not a curated record. Gene Ontology annotation, biological process: regulation of DNA-templated transcription.
AUGGUAGGUGUCCCCCGAAGUACUGGCUGCCAGACGUGUAUACGGCGAAGAGUCAAGUGCGACGAAGCACAACCAGAAUGCCAGCGUUGCCAGAGGAGAGGGCUCUCAUGCCCUGGAUAUGUGAAGGACCGCAAGUUCUACGCCUACUCCAAAAAGGCCUCAGUCGACCAGGGUGAAGAAACAACAAAACCAACUAUUCGUCCAUCGCAAUCCACACCCAAAGAUCUUACCGCCACAUCAUCGAUGGACCAGGCCGUAGCGCCCAGUCUGGCCGCUAAGAACAUAGAUCUACAAUGUCGCGAGGGGUUCUGCACCUUCCUCGACACAAAGUAUCGCUACCAGUACUACGGACACAGCUGUCGCCUCCGCGUGACAUGGUUCGACAUGGUUCGCAGCAAUCAAUAUUCCGCCGCCGAGGCGUUUAACUGGGGUCUCCGCAGCGUAGGCGCCUUGCAGAUGGGACGUGCGCUGCAAGAUUACCGACUCGUUCAUGCUAGCCGCGAGAUGUAUGGUCGUGCUUUAUACCACCUCGCUCGAACAUUGAAUCAUCCCGCCCUGGUCACGGCUGACACCACCCUGGCCGCGGCAAUUCUCAUUGGCGGGUAUGAAAUGGCCAAUGUCACCGGGAAGAAAGCUUGGAUGCUUCAUUCUCGUGGUAUUUCGCAUCUUUAUCAGAUUCGCGGUGCUCAGGCUCAUGUCGGGGGUAUGGGUCGAACGCUUUUGUUAUCGUUUCAGGGAUUUCUCGUCUACGAGGCCCUUUUGAAUGGGGAAAGGUGUUUUCUUGAAGAUGACGAAUGGAAACAGAUCAUCCCGCAGAUGAUCGAGGACGAAAAGCGGCGUGGAAAGGUUAGUCGCUUCGGAGCUUUGAUCGACUACGCAGGCUACGAGAUAGCACGCUGUCCUGGCUUUGUGAAACGCACACGGUCUCUCGUUGCAAACGCUGAUGCUAGCGACGACGAACGGAAAUCCUUGGUCAAUUCUAUCACGGAGUGUCAAAAUACAUUAUAUCAAUAUCAGGCUGAGAUGACCGCCGGCGUCACUGCGAGUCAACAGUCACAAGAGCCUGAUUUCGCCGGGGUCAUAUCUGCAGAUCUCGUGGGCCCAUUGUGGGAUUACUCAAUGCAAGGCGUGAAUGCAGCCAUCGCGAUAGUAGAGCAGCUUUUGACUGUUCUGCAAGCUGAUCGGUCCCGGCGCAUGGUUGUAACGGUGAGAUCAGGAUCAGGACAGCGAGAGCAUCGACCGGGGAAAAAUGCAUGGGACGCUCUUGAUUACUCGUCAAUAUCACGGUCCAUUGCUGCAGGGAGGCGUUCUGGGCAAGCACCUGGGCCCCAACAACGUGAGGAUUUUGAAACGUGGUUUGAUCGUGUCUCCAUGACCAUGGGAAUGUUAGAGGAAACAGCUCCAUUCAUUAAUUAG